AUGAUCCAGAACCUCACUGACUCUCCAGCUGGCUACGGCUCUACAGUUGCCACCUUCCACAAUGUAACUGACCUUCAUGCUCCAACUCGCACAGCUGGCCACGGCUCUACAGUCGCCACCUUCCUGAACAUCACUGACUCUCCUGCUCCACCUGCUGGCCACGGCUCAUCAGUCGCCACCUUCCACAAUGUAACUGACCUUCAUGCUCCACCUCGCACAGCUGGCCACGGCUCUACAGUCGCCACCUUCCUGAAUGUUACUGACUCUCCUGCUCCACCUGGCGCAGCUGGCCACGGCUCUACAGUCGCCACCUUCCACAACUUCACAGACUCUCCUGCUCCACCUGGCGCAGCUGACCACGGCUCAUCAGUCGCCACCUUCCACAACCUCACUGACUCUCCUGGCUAUGGCUCUAAAGUCACCACGAUCCAGAACCUCACUGACUCUCCUGCGCCACCUGGCACAGCUGGCCACGGCUCUACAGUCGCCACCUUCCAGAACCUCAUUGAGUCUCCUGCUCCACCUGGCGCAGCUGGUCACUGCUCUACAGUCGCCACCUUCCAAUACCUCACUGAGUCUCCUGCCCCACCUGGCACAGAUGGCCACGGCUCUACAGUCGCCACCUUCCAGAACAUCACUGACUCUCGUGUUCCACCUGGCACAACUUGCCACGGCUCUUCAGUCACCACCUUCCAAUACCUCACUGACUUUCGUGCUCCACCUGGCGCAGCUGUCCACAGCUCUACAGUCACCACGAUCCAUAACCUCACUGACUCUCCUGCUCCACCUGGCGCAGCUGACCACGGCUCUACAGUCGCCACCUUCCAGAACCUCAUUGAGUCUCCUGCUCCACCUGGCGCAGCUGGCAACUGCUCUACAGUCGCCACCUUCCAAAACCUCACUGAGUCUCCAGCUCCGCCUGGCGCAGCUGGCCACGGCUCUACAGUCGCCACCUUCCAGAACCUCUCUGUCUCUCGUGCCCCAAUGGCGCAGCUGGCCACGGCUCUACAGUCGCCACCUUCCAGAACCUCACUGACUGUCGUGCUCCACCUGGCGCAGCUGGGCAUGGCUCUACAGUCGCCACCUUCCUGA
Molecule: messenger RNA, 1092 nt
Organism: Schistocerca gregaria
Lineage: Eukaryota; Metazoa; Arthropoda; Insecta; Orthoptera; Acrididae
Product: mucin-1-like
Exons: 3
Coding region: 1-1092 (363 amino acids)
Source: RefSeq, a predicted model, not a curated record